Molecule: messenger RNA, 2000 nt
Organism: Helianthus annuus (common sunflower)
Lineage: Eukaryota; Viridiplantae; Streptophyta; Magnoliopsida; Asterales; Asteraceae
Product: protein SPT2 homolog
Exons: 10
Coding region: 275-1606 (443 amino acids)
Biological process (GO): regulation of DNA-templated transcription; nucleosome assembly
Cellular component (GO): nucleolus
Molecular function (GO): DNA binding; histone binding
Source: RefSeq, a predicted model, not a curated record
GCGAUAAAUUGAAAAAAAGAAAAAAGUGUUGGGGCCGUAAAUCAUCACCGGAGAGUUGAAACGGCGAUUUCUCGUCAACCGUCACCGGAAUCGUAACAGCCAUCCGAUCGAUGCGCUUAUAUUCCGAUUUCCGCAUUCAAUUUGAUCCAUCAAGUGCCAAAAACUCAACAGAUUGAUUCAGAAAGUUGCGAAAUCGACGCUUAUUAGGGUUCCUGCUUGUCAAUCUUGUCAAGUGUUGGCUGGGAGAUUUGAAGAUUGAAGAUUCACCAGUGCAAUGGCAGAAUAUGAUUUAGAUGAAUAUGAAGAUUAUGAAGAUGAUGUUGGUGAAUAUGAAGAUGAGGGUGGUGAAUAUGAGGAAGAAGAGGAGGAAGAGGAGCGGUUGCCUACACAGGAAGAGAUGGAAUAUCUUGAAUUGAGGCAAAAGUUGAAGGAAUCUAUUAGGAAGAAGAUGAAGAAGGAUCCGGGAUCUGGCAUUGGCAAUUCAUUGCAGAAGAAGAGUAAAAUGCCCUAUGACAAUUUUGGAUCUUUUUUUGGGCCUUCACAACCAGUUAUUGCUCAAAGAGUAAUUCAGGAAAGCAAGUCGCUGUUGGAGAAUCCACAUUUAGCAGAAAGGAUUUCAAAAGCUAAGACUGUUCAGCAGAACAAGGGUGGUUCCUCAACUACAGUAGUAUCCAAACCUCGACCCAACGGGCAGCAGCCUCAAAGAGUAAACAACAUGGCAAGACCAAAAGCAAAAAUCCAGAUGCUUAAGAAUACAAGGGACUACUCAUUUCUAUUAUCCGACGAUGCCGAACUUCCGGUUCCUCAAAAGAUCCCCCCUAAAAGUGUCCCCCCUCCAAAACCCGAAAAUCAUUCGUCACAAAGACAAUCAACAAAUAGUGGUAGAAAAGUAAUUAACGGUCAUCACGAAGAGAGGAAACCCUUACCUACAUCAAGUCAAACGAGACCAAAACCUGGUCAACAAAGUCAGAGACCGAGUACCUCCAAUCGGUUGCCUUCUACAUCAUCAGAUUCUAGAAAACAAGUCAGUAGAAACGAAGGAAGUGGACCGGGCCGGCCUUCAGGACAGAAACCCGUACCUUCAAAGAUGGCAGCAGUGGUCAACAAGUCAAAGGCGAUCUCUCCACUGGUUUCUAGAGGUUCUGUACCUACCGGGCACAAACCUCAAUCCUCAAGACCGCCACCUUCAUCGCUUCAAAAAAAACCAUUGGAACACAAGAAGGAUGAUAGGAGACCUGCUACGGGAAACAUCAUCAGAAAGCCUGUGGUUUCUUCUAAGCCCCAGAUAAAGCAACAGUUGCAGAAGCAACAGUUGCAGAAGCAACAUUUGCAGAAGAAAAAACAAGUUGAUGACAAGAGUGAUGAUGAUGAGGCCAUCAAUAUGAUCAGAAAUAUGUUCGGAUAUAAUCCCAACAGAUACCGUAAUAUUAAUGAUGACGACGAUAGUGAUAUGGAGGCUGGUUUUGAUGACAUUAUGAUGGAGGAGAAGCGAAGUGCACGGAUUGCUGCUAAGGAAGAUGAAGAAGAGCUUAAAAAAAUAGAAGAAGAAGAAAGGAGGGAACGGAUGAGAAAGGCGGCUAAGAAACGGAAGCUUAGCCAACGAUAGUGAGGUGUCGAGGCUCGUUUUUGGCAUUGAUGAGGGGCCUAAAUUGGUCGGAGGCUAAGAAACUGUGAUAGCGAAGCAUCGAGCCCCUUUUCCAGCUUUUUGGGGCCCAAACUGGUCCUAUGUGAUUGGGAAUUCCAUGAAACAGAAGUGUACAAGAUAUGGGACCUGGUUUUUAUUUCUUUCAACAACCACACUUUGCAUUUUGCCAGAAGUUUUUGCACAAAUUAUCAAAUAGUUGAGAUUAUGGGAUAGGAAGUUUAUAUUUAUAAGUUGGUAUUGGUAUCUUUGUGUUCUUUUUAAUAAGCCAUAAAUCUAGCAAUUGUUUCUUGCUAUAAACAAAAGAGAACCAGAGAGCUUGAUCACGUAACAGUCACGAGGCUUGACUUCCUAUUUA